AUGGCCUCCCUAAUUGCGCGCCGUGCGUUCACCACCACUGCCCGCCGCCUGGCGACGGGCGAGGAGGCAUUGAAGUCCGAGUCGAAGCGGAACCCCGAGAUUAUGAUUCUGGGUGGCGUGAUGGUUGCCGCUCUCGCUGGUGCUGGGUACUACUUCGGCCGUACCCCGACCACGUCCACAUCCGAGAGCCCCGUUCCCCUCGCUAAGAACAGCAUGCCGUGGGAGACCAACUCGACGACACAGGGCAAAUACCAGUACCACCCCGGUGGUGACGCCAGCGCGGCCCCGAAGGACGCCCCCAGUGCUGUCAACGUCGUCAUUGUUCCUAACGUCUCGCUUCCCAAGGAACUUCAUGACAAGUGGAACAAGUGGGGCAAGGACGGCUAUUAA
Molecule: messenger RNA, 390 nt
Organism: Dichotomopilus funicola
Lineage: Eukaryota; Fungi; Ascomycota; Sordariomycetes; Sordariales; Chaetomiaceae
Exons: 4
Coding region: 1-390 (129 amino acids)
Source: RefSeq, a predicted model, not a curated record